GUGCCACACACCAUCUUCCCAAAGUUACACUUUGUAACACACCAUCUUCCCAAAGUUACAAUGUGCCACACACCAUCUUCCCAAAGUUACACUUUGUCUCACACCAUCUUCCAAAAGUUACAAUGUGCCACACACCAUCUUCCCAAAGUUACACUUUGUCUCACACCAUCUUCCAAAAGUUACAAUGUGCCACACACCAUCUUCCCAAAGUUACACUUUGUCACACACCAUCUUCCCAAAGUUACAAUGUGCCACACACUAUCUUCCCAAAGUUACAACGUGCCUCAAACCAUCUUCCCGAAGGUACACUUUGUCACACACCAUCUUCUCAAAGUUACACUUUGUCACACACCAUCUUCCCAAAGUUAUAAUGUGCUUCACACACCAUUUUCCCGAAGUUUCACUUUGUCACACACAAUGUUCCCAAAGUUUCAAUGUGUCACACAUUAUCUUCCCAAAGUUACAAUGUGCCUCGCACCAUCUUCCCAAUUUACAAUGUGCCUCACACCAUCUUCCCAAGUUACAAUGCGCCUCGCAACAUCUUCCCAAGUUACAAUGUGCCUCACACCAUCUUCCCAAGUUACAAUGUGCCUCACACCAUCUUCCCAAGUUACAAUGUGCCUCACACCAUCUUCCCAAGUUACAAUGUGCCUCACACCAUCUUCCCAAGUUACAAUGUGCCUCACACCAUCUUCCCAAGUUACAAUGUGCCUCACACCAUCUUCCCAAGUUACAAUGUGCCUCACACCAUCUUCCCAAGUUACAAUGUGCCUCACACCAUCUUCCCAAGUUACAAUGUGCCUCACACCAUCUUCUUAAGUUACAAUGUGCCUCACACCAUCUUCCCAAAGUUACAAUGUGCCACACACCAUCUUCCCGAAGUUACACUUUGUCACACACCAUCUUCCCAAAGUUACAAUGUGCCUCACACCAUCUUCCCAAGUUACAAUGCGCCUCGCAACAUCUUCCCAAGUUACAAUGUGCCUCACACCAUCUUCCUAAGUUACAAUGUGCCUCACACCAUCUUCCCAAGUUACAAUGUGCCUCACACCAUCUUCCCAAAGUUACAAUGUGCCACACACUAUCUUCCCAAAGUUAGAACGUGCCUCACACCAUCUUCCCGAAGUUACACUUUGUCACACACCAACUUCCCAAAGUUAUAA
This is a messenger RNA of Mizuhopecten yessoensis (Yesso scallop), 1163 nucleotides long. RefSeq lists its product as uncharacterized. The record is from RefSeq and is a predicted model, not a curated record. NCBI's taxonomy places the organism in Eukaryota, Metazoa, Mollusca, Bivalvia, Pectinida, Pectinidae. The transcript is spliced from 2 exons. Bases 435 to 1163 code for a protein of 242 amino acids.